UGACCUGGCAUGUUUGGAGAACAAAAAAUAAUUUCAGCAGGUAGAAAUAAAAGGAGGCGGGGCCAGCAAAUGCCAAAGAGGUUGUAGUAUCGGUGCCAUUCAGUGCUCGUGUUACAGCCCCAACAGCCCUGCAAUGCACUAACUCUGUUCCAGGGGAGACUGCUCAGCCCUUGAGAUUCGAUAUGAUUUGUUCAAGAUGAUACAUAUGAGUUUCCCCUGCCGCAGGUCCAGGAAUCCCAAGACUCUGACCUGCCUUCUGGUCGGGGUGAGCUUCUUGGUCCUGCGUCUGUGGUUGCCCCAAGCCGCCAGGUCCCAGCAGGAGAAGAGGUGGGAUGGCGCCACCCAGGCUGCCCUCGCUGCCGCGCAGCAGUCGGCGUUCAGCCCAGAGCAGCCGUGUGUGGCCAACGCCUCGGCGAACUCCACGGCCGACUUCGCGCGGCUGCCCGCGCGCAUCCAGGACUUCCUGCGGUACCGCCACUGCCGCCACUUCCCGCUGCUCUGGGACGCGCCGGCCAAGUGCUCCGGCCGCCGCGGGGUCUUCCUGCUGCUGGCGGUGAAGUCGUCGCCCGCGAACUACGAGCGGCGCGAGCUCAUCCGCCGCACGUGGGGGCAGGAGCGCAGCUACAGCGGGCGGCCUGUGCGCCGCCUCUUCCUGCUGGGCUCCGCCGCCCCCGAGGACGCCGAGCGCGCAGAGCAGCUGGCCGCGCUGGUGGGGCUGGAGGCGCGUGAGCACGGCGACGUGCUGCAGUGGGCCUUCGCUGACACCUUCCUCAACCUCACGCUCAAGCACGCACACCUGCUCGACUGGCUGGAGGCGCGCUGCCCGCACACGCUCUUCCUGCUCAGUGGCGACGACGACGUCUUCGUGCACACCGCCAACGUGGUUGGCUUCCUGGAGGCGCAGCGGCCUGACCGCCACCUCUUCACGGGACAGCUCAUGUCUGGCUCCGUGCCCAUCCGCGAGAGCGGGAGCAAGUACUUUGUGCCCCCGCAGCUCUUCUCUGGGCCGGCCUACCCGGUGUACUGCAGUGGCGGCGGCUUCCUGCUGUCCAGCUACACGAUCCAGGCCCUGCGCAGGGCUGCCCACCUCACCCCGCUGUUCCCCAUUGACGACGCUUACAUGGGCAUGUGUCUGGAGCACGCGGGUCUGGCACCCAGCGGCCACGAGGGCAUCCGACCCUUCGGCGUGCAACUGCCCGGCGCCCGGCAGCGCUCCUUUGACCCCUGCAUGUACCGUGAGCUGCUGCUCGUGCACCGCUUCAUGCCCUACGAGAUGCUGCUCAUGUGGAAGGCGCUGCAUGACCCAGGCCUGAGCUGCAGCCAGGGACACAGGGUCUCCUGAGGCCAAGUGGGCUGCUCUGGGGGGAUAAGCUGAGAAUGUGCCUUCCCUGAUGUGGACCCCUUCUGUUCUAC
Messenger RNA from Manis pentadactyla (Chinese pangolin), 1413 nucleotides. It is a transcript of the gene B3GNT6, whose product is annotated as UDP-GlcNAc:betaGal beta-1,3-N-acetylglucosaminyltransferase 6. The record is from RefSeq and is a predicted model, not a curated record. Gene Ontology annotation, cellular component: membrane. The coding region runs from base 197 to 1342 and encodes 381 amino acids. The transcript is spliced from 2 exons. NCBI's taxonomy places the organism in Eukaryota, Metazoa, Chordata, Mammalia, Pholidota, Manidae. Gene Ontology annotation, molecular function: hexosyltransferase activity.